GCGGGCUGUGCUGCUUGAGACCCCCGGCCGCAGGCUCCGCUGCACGUCUGGGGGCAGGGGAAGAAGGGAAGGAAGGAGCUGAGGUUUGUUUUGCUUGCUUGUUUGCUUGCUUUCCCAGCGUCGAUACUCUCUACCUGGCAGAAAGGAAAAGGGAGAACAAGACUCUUUGUCCGUGCUUCUUUGUUAGACUGGUGGGCUGUCGUAGCUUCCUACAGCUGUUUAAAGUCAUUCUGCUGGGGAAAGAUGGGGUUUCUUUCAAGACUCGGCUGGUAAUUGAUGCUCUCUAGGCAUCGCUGGAGUUUAGCAACAGGAAUCCAGCAUUACAUCUGACCGGCUUGCGUGAAUCAAGAUUUUUUAGCAUCAGUCUGCCCUGACAGGUUGAGGACUCGUAAUUCACCCUGUCUUGUAGCUCUGUCAGCGGUGGAGGCUGUGGUGUGCUUGAGUGACUCCUGGAGCUGCAGGCGGACUGGCAAGUCGUGUUUGUAGAUCAAAUCCUUCUCAGAAAGCUACCCACUCACCCUCAGCCAAAGGAAGAGCAGGUCAAAAUUUAUCUGGUUCACUCGAAUUAGCUUUGUUUUAACCAUCCUGUAGAAGACAAAUAUGAUGCCAAACAGAAGUAACCUCUCCUCCUUUCAGAAUGUUGGAUCAGAUUCCGGUAAGAUUAUGGCAGAGUAUAGCCACACACAAAACCAGAUGGAAUUACAAAAUGCUAGUUUGGGAAAGGGUUCUGUGAUGAAUUCACUUGAAAAUGGUCUCCAGGAUAUUAUGGAAAACCUCAACCCGAAGAAAUAUUCGUCAAGUCUCAAAUUUAAAACAAAUGGGGACUAUGCUGGUUCUUAUUUAACCCUUUCACAACCUGUGCCCACUAAACCAAAUCCUUCCUCCAAUGUUAAAAGUACACACUCGAUCACCAAAAUUCAGGGAGGUAAGCUGUUCCCUUGUGAGAACCCGUAUCUUUCAGAUAAAAGCAUCCCUGUAAAGCAUUUGAGUUCUGUAUCUGGCACUUCUCCAUCCUUCAGCGGGUACAGUUUGGGAAGGACAGACUUUGAUAUCCACGUCAACAGAGAAAAUGAAAAAUCGCUUGGACAUGUGGAUAAGUUUCACUACUCAAAGUACGGUCAAAAAAACAAAUCAUACGACAAUGUCUACUUCCCAGGAAUGCUGGACACGAAGAAGAUCUCAGGCUCUCUUCUUACAAUGUGGAAUGGAAGCUCAGGGAGUGAACUGAUGCUUUCACCUGUAAGCAAUUCAGGGGCAGCCAGCAUGCCUUCGAGCCCAAAGCAAGGCAGGAGGAUGAAUAUUCCAGACAACCUGGCCCUUCAUGUGAGACCAGUUAAACACAAGGAUGUGGUGACAGAGCCUCUGGGUUCACGACCUAGGAAAUACUCUGGCGGAUCUCUAAGUCAUAUGGGAAUGUACAGUCGUUCCCUACCCAGACUUUAUAAAUCAACAGAAAGCCAGUUGGUGCCAUUAAGUUUGCCUCCGAGAAACUCUCUGGGUAAUACUAAAAGGAAAAAAAUUGGAGAAAAAGAUCUACCUCAGAACGCUUUAGAUGCUGAUAAUUACCUGAAUUUUUCUUCUUGCAGCUCAGGGGUUUUGCCACAUGCAAGUUCUGUGUCUGAGAAUAAUCCUUAUGUUAGUUCGACUCUUAGUGUUCCUCCAAGCCCUCGAGUUGCUAAAAAAAUGCUUUUAGCUUCUUCUUCCUCCUUCCUUUCUGAUGAUUUUGAUAGACUUGGGCUCUCAGGAACAAGUCCCAGUAAUUCUUUCUCCCCUGUGGAUUUUGACAGAUCAUUCUCUGUCAGAAGAAACCUUUCCACUAGUUCCAUAGAAUUUGAUGAAAUGGAUUUGGAAAGUUUCAGACAGACACCAAACUCACUCCCAACUUCUGCAAGAGAGCGGAAGAACAGCAUUAGUUCCAUUUCUGGAAGAGAUGACCUCAUGGACUAUCACAGGAGGCAGAGGGAAGAGAGACUUAGAGAGCAAGAGAUGGAACGUCUGGAGCGUCAGCGGCUGGAGACAAUCCUCAGUUUGUGUGCAGAAUACUCCAAAUCUGACAGCGACCCUGCUGCAGCUACAACGGUUGCUGAUGUUCAAAAAAUUAACAAAGAACUUGAAAAACUUCAGCUAUCAGAUGAAGAUUCGGUGUUUGAAGAUUCACAGAUGAAUCUCGAAACAAGGUUUAGAAACCACCUGAAAUCAUCUGCAAGUGAUUCAGAUUUUUCAGAGCUGAGUAAUCACAGUCGCAGUGCUGGUGCUUUCCUUUCCUCUAGAGGGUUGAAAGCUGAUGAACACUUCAAUGAAACCAGGAAGACUCCGCCUUUAGCUCCUUCUGGCUUCCUGAAGGAUUCCACUGAAUCUUCCUACCUAAGUAUCACGCCAAAGGUACCAGAAUGCCUAAGUGAUGAGCAAAGAGGGCAGGAGCUCGCUCGACUGGAGGAGGAGCGCAUAGCAAUAUUAAAUAAUUUGGAAGAACUUGAACAGAAGAUCAAAGAUUUAAAUGACCAGAUGGAUGAAUCCUCAAGAGAGUUGGAUAUGGAAUGUGCCCUUUUGGAUGGGGAACAGAAAUCUGAAACAACAGAGCUUCUGAAAGAGAAGGAAAUUUUGGAUCAUCUAAACAGGAAAAUAGCUGAGCUGGAGAGAAAUGUUAUUGGUGAAAAGACAAAGGAAAAAUUAAAACUUGAUGCUGAGAGGGAAAAACUAGAGAGGCUUCAGGAGCUUUACUCCGAGCAGAAGACGCAGCUUGAUAAUUGCCCUGAGUCCAUGAGGGAACAAUUACAGCAGCAGCUCAAGAGGGAUGCUGAUCUAUUGGACAUAGAAAGCAAACAUUUUGAAGAUUUGGAAUUUCAGCAGCUUGAACAUGAGAGCAGGUUAGAUGAAGAGAAAGAAAACCUGACACAACAGCUCCUGCGUGAAGUAGCUGAAUAUCAGCGUAGCAUUGUCAGUAGAAAGGAAAAGAUUUCUGCUCUCAAAAAGCAAGCCACUCAUAUUGUCCAACAAGCACAAAGAGAACAAGAUCAUUUUGUAAAAGAGAAAAAUAACUUAAUAAUGAUGCUGCAAAGGGAAAAAGAGAAUCUCUGUAAUCUGGAAAAGAAAUAUUCUUCACUUUCUGGAGGAAAGGGAUUUCCUGUCAGUCCCAAUAGUCUAAAAGAGGGCUAUAUCAGUGUAAGUGAAAUUAGUGAGCUGUAUGGCAAUUCCACGAAUAUAUCCCCUUCCACUCAGCCCCCCACAGAUGCUGAAGCAGUUGCCACUGAGCCUUCCACGGCUGUGCUGACGAGCCAGCCACAAAAUAAAGAGCUAAGAUCACCUCUCUGUUCUGGAUUUGUGUUUCCUCACUCUCUUUCUCCUCGCUCUAUUGCUCAACUUCCAUCAGUCCAUUGGCCUGAGGUCAUGGCUACUCAUGUAGAUCCUAUUCCUUUAUCUGAUACACCUCCUCCUCUGCCAGCUAAGAAACACCGCAGGCAACCACAGCAUUUCAGAAAUCUGGAAGAACGAAAGAAACAGCACAGGGAAUGCAUGUAUAUGAGCGAUACUUUACCUCGCAAGAAAACGACUCCGUCUGUAUCACCGCACUUCAACAGCGCUACUCUUGGACGAAGCGUUACAUCUAAAGGACAUUUACCACUAGGACAGAGCAACAGUUGUGGUAGCGUACUUCCUCACUGCCUGGCGACGAUAACCAAAGAGUCGGAAUCAAGAAGGAUGCACAAAGGAAAAGCCAAAAAAGGGUAUAACCAUCAACGUAUAUGCGAAGAACACAGGCAGAAAUCUCCUGAAUUCUACAGCAGAACUGCAUCUGAAUCUAACGUGUAUUUGAAUAGUUUCCAUUACCCAGAUCGGAGUUACAAGGACCAUGCCUUUGAUACAUUAAGCUUAGACAGUUCUGACAGUAUGGAGACAAGCAUAUCGGCGUGCUCACCAGAUAACAUUUCCAGUGCAAGCACUUCAAAUGUUGCAAGAAUAGAAGAGAUGGAGAGACUUUUGAAACAAGCACAUGCUGAAAAGACCAGGCUGCUUGAGACCAGGGAACGGGAGAUGGAAGCUAAAAAACGAGCUCUGGAAGAAGAGAAACGACGCAGAGAGCAACUGGAGAAAAGACUGGAAGAAGAAACCAGCCAGAGGCAAAAAUUAAUUGAAAAGGAAGUUAAGAUACGUGAGAAACAAAGAGCACAGGCUCGUCCCUUGACUCGCUAUUUGCCCAUUAGAAAAGAAGACUUUGAUUUGCGAAGUCACAUUGAAACAGCUGGUCACAACAUAGAGACCUGCUACCAUGUCUCCCUCACAGAGAAGACGUGCCGAGGCUUUCUAAUUAAGAUGGGAGGGAAAAUUAAAACAUGGAAGAAACGAUGGUUUGUUUUUGACAGAAACAAGAGAACUUUUACUUACUAUGCAGACAAACACGAAACGAAAUUAAAAGGUGUAAUAUAUUUUCAAGCUAUUGAAGAAGUCUAUUAUGAUCAUCUAAAGAAUGCAUAUAAGAGUCCCAAUCCACUACUCACUUUCAGUGUUAAGACACAUGACCGGAUAUACUAUAUGGUUGCUCCAACGCCAGAAGCCAUGAGAAUAUGGAUGGAUGUUAUUGUUACAGGCGCAGAAGGCUACACCCACUUCAUGUUAUAAUAAAAUGGGGCAAUAGGGCAUAUUGCAAUAACCUAACAUAUGAAGUUAGCCAUAUGUAGUAAAAUCCGAAAAGCCACAUACAUUGCUGGUGAAUGCUCAGAAAUACCCUCCUUAUGAUGUGCACCCAAAACGUCAGAAUGAAAGGGUUUUAUAAAUGCACUGAAAAGGAGGACCUGUUGCUUAUUUUAGUUGAUCUGUAUAGGAGCAAAAGAGCUAAAGCUGUUCAGUCAUAGUGCUCUGAAAUGGAUAAUCAGGCAGUUUGAAUGACAGCAUCUUAAUUCAAUGAUAGUUUUGUAAAAAUUCUCCUAUACAGAGAAUGUCUUCAUAAACUCAUACUAAACAGUUUACAAAUGUGCGUGUUCUCAUCUGUAUGCAACAAUUCUAGUAAUGGAACAAAAAGGUAUAAUAGCAUAUAUUUUAAUAUGCAGCAUUUGACAUUUAUAGAUGAUUAGCUGACUUUUUAAAACUCUUUUAGUCAAGUAUUUUAUAAAACAAAAAGAAAAAAAAAAGGAAACCUAAGGUACACACACUUGCCUUAGUAGUUAAGCAUUACAACAGAGCCAAAGAGUUAUACAGUUCCCCUAUCAUAAUGUUUUUCUUUUUCAAAUUGUUAGUUGUACUUUAGCUUUCUGUAAUAGGACAGUGCCAAAACUCUUCCUGACUUUUAACAUAAUUAAAUUGUUAAAAUAUUCUGUAUAGUCAAAUAACCCAGUUGCACCAACUGGAUAUUUUGGAUAUUUAAAGUCUGCAUAUGUGCAGCUCAACAAAAAAAAAAAAAAAAGAAAGGAAACUGACAUUAGAAGGAAACUUUAUCAUAAGGAGGUGUUUUCUUAAACUGCCUUGUUGAGUAAAUUGCGCUGGAUCUUACACCAAUUUUCUUUUGAUGUAGUCAGGUCCCAGAAUGGUUCUAAUCUUACUGUGUGCCAAGUGAACGCUCUACUCAGAUGUCUCAGAUACUGGUCCCUGUGAGGCCAGUGUCAAAAUUCACUGAAGCCAAGAUUUCAGUCUAGAAUAUUUGUUUUUUAUAUGCAUGUCUGUACAAAGUAAUGCUGUCACAUAGAAUGCAAAUAAAGAGGCAAGUUCUAAGAGUUUACACUAAGCAGUGUAUAAAAAAAAAAAAAAAAGAAAAAACCCAAAGUUUUAAGUAACUGAAAUCUGAAGAUACAGUGGUCCCCCAUUUUAAAACUACUUUCAGGUCCUUGACAAAUGUUGCAAAAACAUAGAAGUAUUUAAUGGAACUGAAUUUCAAGAAAGUCUCAUAUAUUACGACUUUAACGAGGUCCUCAUUCCAGUAAGUAAGAGUUGUAUGUGCUAUGUGGUUUGUGUAAGUAAAGCAAGCCCAUCAGACAUUUUCCCUUAAUGAAAAGUUAAUGGCUUUUGAUGGAGCAAAUUAAAAACUGAAAGCAGAAAACAAAAUAGGCUGACAGUAUUUUUAUUGUACUUUUAAAACCCUGUAUCUGUAAUGAACGGGUAUUAAUUUUUUGUGGUAUACACAGGUGACAUGGUUGGUCUAGCAUGAUGUACACCACUUGUGACUUGAAUCAUGAAAGAAGGGACAGUUAUCAUCUGUGCAGAUCACCAUAAGACGCUUGUAAUCUAACGAUUUAAAGCACUAUCAGAAAUUAAUUGCUUUGGUUUAUAUAAUUAUUAUUGUUCCCUGAUGUAUCUUGAUUUUACUUAUAAGUAUGGUUUUCUAAUCAUGAUUUUUGUAUCCUGCAUGAUGCAAUGAAGGCAUUUCAGUAAAUGUUUUUAAAAAUA
Molecule: messenger RNA, 6375 nt
Organism: Struthio camelus australis
Lineage: Eukaryota; Metazoa; Chordata; Aves; Struthioniformes; Struthionidae
Source: RefSeq, a predicted model, not a curated record